AUCAGUCAAGGCCAUAACAUGGACGUUUUCUUCCUAAUAAAGACCUUAUCUUCUCUGCGCUUUCUCUUUCUCUCUCUCCAGCAAAUCUAAGCUCCUCCAUGUCCCUUCAGAUCUGAACCCUUCCUCCACUCCUGCACUAGCUCCGAGCAGACCCCGGAAUCUUCUGGCUUACUUCUUCCCCGCACAAUGGCGUACUCGUUCCCGGAGGAAGUGCUGGAGCACGUGUUCUCCUUCCUCAGCUCCGACAAGGACCGCAACUCCGUCUCGCUGGUGUGUAAGUCGUGGUAUGAGAUCGAGAGGUGGUGCCGGCGGAGGAUCUUUGUCGGCAACUGCUACGCGGUGAGUCCGAAUAUCAUGGUCCGCCGCUUCCCGGAGGUCCGGCUGGUGGAGCUCAAGGGGAAGCCUCAUUUCGCGGAUUUCAAUCUGGUUCCCAAGGGCUGGGGCGGCUCCGUCCUCCCCUGGAUUGUGUCAAUGUCUCGAGCGUACCCUUGGAUCGAGGAAAUCAGGCUCAAGCGGAUGGUCGUCACCGACGAGGCUCUGGAGCUGAUCUCGAAGUCGUUUAAGAACUUUAAGGUCCUCGUGUUGGCGAUAUGUGAGGGGUUCACUACUGAUGGACUCUCUGCCAUUGCGGGUAAUUGCAGGAGUCUGAAAGAACUAAGCCUGCGAGAGUGUGAAAUGGAUGACCUGAGUGGGCAAUGGCUUAACCAUUUUCCUGAGAACUCAACUUCACUAGUCUCUCUUGACAUAACUUGCUUGGGAUGUGAAGUGAGCUUCUCGGGUUUGGAGCGUCUGGUUUCUCGUUGUCCAAACUUAAGCACACUUCGCCUUAACCGUGCUUUUCCACUAGAGAAGCUCCCGAACCUUCUUCGCCGCGCUCCCCAGUUGGUUGAGUUGGGGACAGGGGCCUUCUCCGGUGAGGUCCGGUCUGAUGCCUUUUCCCACCUGACAAAUGCUUUUUCUGGCUGUAAGAGACUUAAGGGUUUAUCUGGGUUCUGGGAUGUGGCUCCAGCUUACCUUCCGGCCAUAUAUUCAGCCUGUAAUGGAAUUACAUCUUUGAAUUUAAGCUAUGCUACUAUUCAGAGCCCGGAUCUUGUGAAGUUUGUUAGCCAGUGCCACAAAUUGCAAAAGCUAUGGGUUCUGGAUUUCAUUGAAGAUUUUGGUUUACAGACAGUGGCUGCAUCUUGUAAGGAUCUUCAAGAACUUAGGGUUUUCCCAUCGGAUCCUUUUGUGGUGGAUCCUGAUAUCAUUUUGACAGAGGAAGGUCUUGUGGCUGUCUCGGAGGGCUGCCCGAAACUUCAGUCUGUAUUAUACUUCUGCAGACAAAUGACAAACACAGCAUUGGCUACUAUUGCCCGGAACCGCCCGAAUCUGGUCCGAUUCCGCCUCUGCAUUAUCGAGCCUCGAGCUCCCGAUUACCUAACCUUUGAACCACUCGAUUCCGGCUUUGGGGCCAUUGUAGAAAACUGCAAAGAAUUGAGACGGCUUUCCCUAUCCGGCCUUCUCACUAACCGAGUUUUUAAAUCGAUCGGGAUCCAUGCUAAGAAACUAGAAAUGCUCUCCAUCGCUUUUGCCGGGGAGAAUGAUCUUGGCCUUCACUACGUGUUAUCCGGAUGUGACAGUCUUCGGAAGCUUGAGAUUAGGGACUGUCCCUUUGGGGAUAAGGCGCUGUUGGCUAAUGCUGCAAAGCUGGAGACAAUGCGAUCCCUUUGGAUGUCUUCUUGCCCUGUGACAUUCAGAGCGUGCAAGCUGUUAGCACAAAAGAUGCCUAGGCUGAAUGUUGAGGUUAUUGACGAGAGGGGUCCGCCGGAGUCGAGGCCUGAAGAUGAGCCCGUUGAGAAACUAUAUGUAUAUCGUUCUGUUGCUGGCCCGAGGUUUGAUAUGCCCUCAUUUGUUUGGACGAUGGAUGAAGAUCAAAAGAAGAUGCGCUUUUAAGGUCUUAUUAUCAUCUGCAUAUUAUUCGUGCAAAAUAGGCAAUGCUUUCUGUGGUUGAAGAGCUUCAGAGGUCAAGGCGGGCAGCUCGGAGCGGGGAGGAGGUGAUGCUGAUGCUCUUGGAUGUGUAUUGGAGGAGGGGAUGGAGUUCUGAUGCCCAUUUCAUUUUGUACCUGGCUGAGUUUAGGCUACAGCAUUUUUAGCAACUGUUAAGAGUAAUAAAUAUUUUAAGACAGUAAUUACUUCUGUUGUAUUAUUAUUGUUUAGAGUUGCCCUGUUUUUUCAUCGGUACAUUGACUGUGUAACUAAUGUAGACCGCUCUGCAUAUGGUUAUGCAUUUGUUUGUUUGUAUGUUGGCUGGCAGGGACAAAAUAUCCCUGUAGUUCAAUAAUGUAUUUUGUUGCAUAAUAAAAAUUUAUUCAUUGGGAUACUAGGCAAAUGAGUAGCUGCUUAUUAGUGCC
Cuscuta epithymum is the source of this 2390-nucleotide messenger RNA. The record is from the annotation of a GenBank genome assembly. NCBI's taxonomy places the organism in Eukaryota, Viridiplantae, Streptophyta, Magnoliopsida, Solanales, Convolvulaceae.